CCCUCGCCAUCCUUGAUCUCUCGCGAGCUUUUUCCUCUGGUCAUGGCCACCGCUUCUUCGGCUCUCUUCUCCACCGUCGUCAACUGCCCCUCCCACGCCGUCAAAACCAGAUCUCUCCGAAGCUCUCGACUGAAACCCACCUCGCAUCUCCUCCAUUUUCGGUGCCUUCAGCGGCGGAGCUCUCGAGUUGGCGCUUCCGUUUCAGUUUCUGACCCUCGCGUGGACACCGGUCGUCCCGACGAUCUCGUCGCUUCGAUCCUCUCCAAGGUGUUACAUUCCGAUGGUGGAGUUUCACUUGAAGAAGAAGAGCACAAACAGGUAGCUGAAGUUGCUCAGGAACUGCAGAAGUAUUGUGUGAGCCAACCGGUGAAGUCGCCUCUUAUAUUUGGAGAAUGGGAUGUUGUCUACUGUUCAAAUCCAACAUCACCUGGUGGCGGCUAUAGGAGUGCACUGGGUCGGGUUUUCUUCAGAACCAAGGAAAUGAUUCAGGCUCUUGAGGGUCCUGACACUGUGAGAAACAAGGUUUCCUUCUCUGCUUUGGGCUUCAUCGACGGAGAGGUCUUGUUAAAAGGGAAAUUGAAGGCACUUGAUGAUAGAUGGAUUCAAGUCAUAUUUGAGCCGCCUAAACUGAAGGUGGCAGAAAUGGAGUUCCAGUAUGGAGGAGAGAGUGAAGUCAAAUUGCAAAUCACAUACAUAGAUGAGACGAUUAGGUUGGGCAAGGGAUCCCGAGGUUCACUGUUUGUUUUCCGGCGGCGCCAAUAAAAUGUCGAACUUCGCCUUGACAAGACUCUUGGAAGUUUUGUCACUUGAGCUCUUUGUGGAACGUUUGGGGCAAAAUACUCUGACCGUGAGUCUGUGACCCUAAACCGAUCUCCAAUGUGGACUCGCCUCGGCAUUUCUAGUUGGUAUUACAUGAUUAUGUACAUGAUCAUAUAUGCUGCCUCUAGGAAUGGUGAAUAUGCCAACUUUGCG
This is a messenger RNA of Rhodamnia argentea, 972 nucleotides long. Its product is annotated as probable plastid-lipid-associated protein 8, chloroplastic. The transcript is spliced from 4 exons. Bases 43 to 762 code for a protein of 239 amino acids. NCBI's taxonomy places the organism in Eukaryota, Viridiplantae, Streptophyta, Magnoliopsida, Myrtales, Myrtaceae. The record is from RefSeq and is a predicted model, not a curated record.